Molecule: messenger RNA, 950 nt
Organism: Mauremys reevesii (Reeves's turtle)
Lineage: Eukaryota; Metazoa; Chordata; Testudines; Geoemydidae
Gene: AMN1
Product: antagonist of mitotic exit network 1 homolog
Exons: 6
Coding region: 212-943 (243 amino acids)
Biological process (GO): SCF-dependent proteasomal ubiquitin-dependent protein catabolic process
Cellular component (GO): SCF ubiquitin ligase complex
Molecular function (GO): protein binding
Source: RefSeq, a predicted model, not a curated record
UCUUGAAAAACGUGGCGCCGCGAUUUCACGGCGAGGCAGUGACCACACGGAAAGCCCCGCGCGCUGGGGGCCUCGGUAGCCCGACACCCGUUGGACGCGUGAGGAGCGGGAGUGAAAAGCGGCCCGGUUCGGCACUGUGCGUCCUACGGAAAUGGCGGAUGGUCCCUAAAGAGCAGCUGGGCUGCAGGGCCGGGAGCGAGCGGCCUGAGCCAUGAAUGCUCCAGGCGGGGGCUGGGACGGGGCCUGCGGGGGCGUCCGGCUCCUCCUGGACCUGUGUCUUCAGUGCUUGACAAAGAACAUUUCCAGAUAUGUUGCAGAUAUUAAGCCUUUGCCUCCCAACAUAAAAGAUAAGCUGAUAAAAUUAAUGAGUAUGCAAGGGCGGAUAACUGAUUCAAACAUCAGUGAGGUGCUGCACCCAGCAGUGGAGACGCUAGAUCUUAGAGAUUGUGAUAUUUCAGAUACUGCCCUGCUGCAACUUUGUAAUUGCAAGCAACUGAAAAAAAUUAACUUAAAUUCUUGUAAAGAAAACAGACUAGCCAUCACUUCAGAAGGAGUCAGAGCUCUGGCCUUGUCUUGCCCUUAUUUACGUGAAGCCUCAUUUAAAAGAUGCUGCAAUGUAUCAGACAGCGGAGUUCUUGCUCUGGCACUCAAUUGCCAUCUUCUACAAAUAGUUAACUUAGGCAGCUGCUCAGGCAUCACCGAUGCAUCCCUGCAUGCGCUUGGACAGAACUGCAGAUUUCUACAUAGUGUGGAUUUUUCAUCUACUCAGGUGACUGAUAAUGGUGUCAUAGCACUAGUUAGUGGGAUGUGUUCAAAGAAUUUAAAGGAGAUCCACAUGGAACGCUGUGUGACUCUGACAGAUGUAGCUGUGGAAGCUGUCCUUACCUGCUGUCCGGAGAUCUAUAUUCUGCUGUUUCAUGGAUGCCCACUGAUAACAGGUUAGUCAAAUC